Molecule: messenger RNA, 557 nt
Organism: Hydra vulgaris (swiftwater hydra)
Lineage: Eukaryota; Metazoa; Cnidaria; Hydrozoa; Anthoathecata; Hydridae
Product: NADH dehydrogenase [ubiquinone] iron-sulfur protein 6, mitochondrial
Biological process (GO): mitochondrial electron transport, NADH to ubiquinone
Source: RefSeq, a predicted model, not a curated record
AAUAUAUUGAAAAACACGCAAAACGCACGCAAAAACAAAAUAAAAUAUGGCUCUUUUCCGUACAGGACUGAGGUGUUUUACUUCAGGAAAUUUGCAAGUGCCUUUAAAAUAUCUGCGUAAUACAUAUGCAUCUGUUGAAAAAGUGACUCACACUGGACAGAAAUAUGAUGAAGAUGAUUGGAAGAAAGUUCGUUUUAUAGAUGGCAUAAAGCUGGUGAAUGAUAAUAUUGCUGCCAAACUUAUAGAUGAGAUACCACCUAAAGAAGUUUCGCAAAGAGUAAUUUCUUGUGAUGGUGGAGGCGGUGCAUUGGGACAUCCAAAGGUGUUCAUCAACUUGGACAAACCUGGAGCUCACGCGUGUGGCUAUUGUGGCUUAAGGUUUAAAAAGAAAGAACACCAUUAAUUAUCCGUUUAAAGUGUUUAGUAAAUAUGCAUCGAUUGCUGUUGCUAUGGUUAACGCUUUCAGUUUUUGCUAAAAAAAAAACUAUUUUACUGUGCUCAAAAAAUUUGUAAAGAUUUUAUGUAAGCACUUUUUAUAAGAAUCAAGUAGGGUAAAA